Molecule: messenger RNA, 1383 nt
Organism: Sordaria macrospora k-hell
Lineage: Eukaryota; Fungi; Ascomycota; Sordariomycetes; Sordariales; Sordariaceae
Product: mitochondrial 37S ribosomal protein uS4m
Biological process (GO): ribosomal small subunit biogenesis
Cellular component (GO): mitochondrial small ribosomal subunit
Molecular function (GO): structural constituent of ribosome; rRNA binding
Source: RefSeq, a predicted model, not a curated record
AUGAAGAUCCGGAGGUUGUUCAAGUACCACAGUUUGAAGAAACAGCCCAUCAGGCCAACAUGGAACAAAUAUAACCUGUACAACUUGGCCACGGCCCGAACAGCUAUCAAUACCCGCAGGACAUUUUUCCAGCAGAAAUGGCAGGCCAAGUCGUUGACACGAGCAUACCACGGAGAGCACAUCAAGGAACGCAAAUGGGCGCGCAUGUUUAGCCGUCGCCUACAGGCCGUCGUCAACAUGGACCCGGCGUACAUGGCCAAAUACGAUGGCAGCGAACAAGCCGCCGGCCGCGGUUCCGGCCUCUCAGAGCCCCCAGCCUACGAGAAGACAGACGAUGGAAAACGUCCCAAGCGAGUCAUCGCCAACCCGGGCAGGAAGGUCGCCACACCGUACGAGCAAAUGACCUUUGCACCUCUCGAGAGGCGCCUCGAUAUUGCCAUCUUCCGAGCCCUCUUUGCUAGCAGUGCGAGACAGGCCCGCCAGAUGGUCGUGCACGGUGCUGUCACCGUCAACGGCAAGAAGGCAUGUACACAUACACACUACCAUCAUGACAUGAAACACCCCGGUUACCUUCUCAACCCCGGCGAUCUCUUCCAGGUCGAUGUCGAGCGCGUUCUCUAUGCGACCGGUGCGCCCAAGGAUAAGAAGCUCCUCGCCCAGGCCAUGAAGGACGCCAAGAAGGAGGUUGCGGAGGAAGCCGCCGAAGAGGAGGGUGCGGAGGCCGAGGAGGCCGAGGAAGGAGACGCACAAGAAGCAACCUCCAAGUCCGGCGGCAAGAAGGAAAAGCAAGCCGACACCUCCAAGUUCGACGAGGCCUGGAACCGCAAGUACGAACUCCUGCAGCUCCAGCGUCUCCUGCAGUACGCCAAGCACAUCGCCGACUCGCCAUCCCACCAGCUCUCCGCGACGCGCAAGCAAGCCUUGCGCGCUCUGAAGCGCGACAUCAAGUCGGCCAUCAAGCAAGCGCAGCGACGCGACGGGUCCGUUGCGCCGACCGGUAACGUGGUGGACGACUUGACGAUGCUUCUCGACCGCCUCGCCAUCUCCCCUUCCGAGGCGAUCCGGCAGAAGGAGGCGGCCAAGGAGCUGAGCGAGAAGCUCAGCAAGCAGUCGCGCCAGGUGCUCAAGAAGGUGAUCGAGUACAACGACGAGCACGAGGACACCGAGAUCGACCCGAGCAAGCCGUACAUGACCCCCUGGAGGCCGCGCAACUACAUGUCCGCCUUCGCCUUCAUCCCCCGCUACCUCGAGGUCAACCAGAACAUUUGCGCGGCCGUCUACCUCCGCCACCCCGUCGCGCGCCCCGGCGAGUCCGAAGUACCGUCGCCUUUCUCCCCCACUGUCAACCAGCUCGCCUUCAACUGGUACUUGCGCAGAGGUUAA